UGCAGCCUGCAUUAGAAGUACAUCAAUAUCAUCAACAUGAAGACACUGCUUCUGUCCCUGCUGGUGGUUGUGGCUGUGGCUGAGAGACCGUCCCUCUCCUACAACGCCCCUGCACCCCACGCAUCCUCGCCCGUUCAGCAGAUCCCCAUCAUCCGCGACGAGCGAGUCCAUCCUGCCGCUGACGGCACUUACAGCUUUGACGUUGAGACUGGGGAUGGCAUCGUCAGGAGCGAGUCUGGCGGUCCAGGUGGCGCUCAACAGGGAACCGUUAGCUUCACCUUCCCAGAUGGUCAAGUCUUCAAUCUCCAAUUCGUCGCUGAUGUUAACGGCUACCAACCUCAGUCGCCAUUCCUACCCGUCGCCCCUGCAUUCCCCCACCCGAUCCCUGCCCACGCCCUCGAGCAGAUCGAGCGUGGUCGACUUGAACUCGAGGCUCGCGCCCGCGAAGAACAACGUCAGUCAUCAAGCCAGGGACAAGCCAAUCCUUCUCGCCUCUACGGUCAACCUCAGUAAAGCGUUUUCCCACUGAACUUCGACAACAAUAUGCUCUUGUUACCCUGUUAUUUCAUUUCUAUUUCUUUUUUCUUUUUUUCUUUUUUUGUCUUUAUCUCCCCACUAUGUGAAUGUAUUUCGUUAUGCACUGUGUUAUAUCUAUUUAUAAAUAAAUAUAAAUCAAGAUUUC
Penaeus indicus is the source of this 682-nucleotide messenger RNA. RefSeq names its product cuticle protein AM1199-like. The coding region runs from base 37 to 513 and encodes 158 amino acids. Gene Ontology annotation, cellular component: chitin-based extracellular matrix. Gene Ontology annotation, molecular function: structural constituent of chitin-based larval cuticle. The record is from RefSeq and is a predicted model, not a curated record. Lineage: Eukaryota; Metazoa; Arthropoda; Malacostraca; Decapoda; Penaeidae. The transcript has 3 exons.